AUGGCGAUGAUGACUGGCCGUGUGCUGCUGGUGUGUGCCCUCUGCGUGCUGUGGUGCGGUUUGUCUGGAGUUGCGGCCCACGGUGAGGAAGAUGCCGAAAAGAAAGAGGAUGGAAGUUCCGGGGGUCCAGGACCUGAUGCUGAUGAUGGUAGUGCUGGACUGCAGGCAAUGCAAGUUCCAGUCAAGGGAGGUCCCGAGAGGGAGGAUCAUUCUUUGGGGGCACAGACAGGAAACAGCACCAACGAGCAAAGUGUUGUGGUCAUGUCACCACCUGAAAGCUCACUUGGACCAGAAGAAGAAGAGGAGGAAGAAGAAGUGGAAACAGUACAAAAAGAGAAAUUAGAAAGCACAACCGAAGAAGAAGAAACACCAAAAUUAACAUCGUCUCAAGAAGGAGAAGGGCCACCAGCACCAGUAACAACGAGAAAAAAUGAAAAACCAGCAGAAACCUCAGAUGCAACACCAGGGAAGGGGCAGUCCAGCUCUGGUGAUGUUUCAACCCGACCAGAACUACACAAAACACCAUCCGAAGAACAGCCAUCAUCAACAGCACCACAAGCACCAGCACCUGCAGCAGCGGCACAAAUAAAAAACGAAAGCACCACAUCUGCAGAUGUCGUUUCAGGGCAACAGAUAAAAGAAGAAUCUCAACACGACAUGCAAUCAGAAGGUGCUUCAGGGAAAGAAGAAAACGUCCCCACCACAGUCACCAAAAAAGACGGACCAACAGAAAGUAACGCCGAAUCAACUCCAACACCACCCUCAGCUUACAAAGAUGCCAUUACAAAUGACGAUGAGAAAAGCAAUGAAGAAGUUAUUCCAAAACAUGAUCAAACACCUGAUGGUGAGACGAUGAACGAAGCCUCACAAGUUGAAAAUAACGAAGGAAAUACAAAUAAAACACAAACAGUCGAAGCCGCAGCUAUAACAAAUAAUACGGCGACGCCUGGCGACAGUGACAGCAGCACCGCGGUCUCCCACACCACCUCCCCUCUUUUGCUUCUUCUUCUUGUUGUUGCGUGUGCGGCUGCUGCUGCGGUGGUGGCCGCGUGA
Molecule: messenger RNA, 1053 nt
Organism: Trypanosoma cruzi
Lineage: Eukaryota; Euglenozoa; Kinetoplastea; Trypanosomatida; Trypanosomatidae
Product: mucin-associated surface protein (MASP), putative
Exons: 1
Coding region: 1-1053 (350 amino acids)
Source: RefSeq, a predicted model, not a curated record